CAACGCGAUUUUAAAAAACUUUUGCAAAGGCCAAAGUGUACAAACCGUAGUCCACUCUGUUCAUAACAUAUUGUAGUUUUGCGAAAAGAAAACAGUAUUGAAUGUCGGCCAAAAUCCAUCUCGUUCCAUCUUCUCCCACUGCGCGCCAGUGUGUUUCCCCUAAGCGGAAACGCCAAGCGGAUGCUUCACGUUUAUACAUCCAGUAAAAUAUCUGUCUCAUUGUUCUAUCUGACAGCUCCGUCUCUUUAAAUAUAGCAUCUGUCAGGAUGAGACCACCUUACAUAAUUUCAAGCCAAUAGGCAGCCUCGCUAAACUCUCCUCCUCUUCCUGAUAUCUGUGCAGAGGGAGGCUGCUGAGGACGAAGGCUGCUGCUGGGGCAGUGGGUCUAGGGGGCAUGCUCUGAUCACAUCAGUAUCAAGGAUAUUGGUGCAUGUAACAUGGAAAUACUGCAGGAGGCGGACUGAUUCUCAACAACAGACACACUAUGACUUCUCCUCAUUAGACUGUAUGAGGAAUGAUAAAGAGUGUAUGUGAGUGGGAUACAAAACUAACCCCAUGUCACAAUGAUAGACAAUGGUUCGUAUCAUCAUGCUUGAAAACAAAGACUUUAACCUUCAAGUGGAGGAGGAUAACCCCCCAGUGAGCCGACUAACUGCUGCCAGAGAUGAGUCUCACUGCUGAUAGGACCAGGGAGAAAAGCUCGGUACACUCUUGUGUGGCUGCUAGGCCCGUCUGGAUCUCCACAGUGCAGAGCCAGGACAGCCAUGGCCAAGAGAGACUACCUGGUGGAGGCAGCCAAGCAGAUCCGAAUGGCUCUGGACAGGGAGUGGACCCUAACAAGGAGCGCCGGGAGGCAGUGAAGAGGAAGACUACUCAGUAUCUGAAGAGGGCAGAGGAAAUCUUUAUCUCCCACCUGCAGGACAACCUGGGGAAGGGGAACUCUCACUUAGGGGGUUACAGUAGUCUGAGAUUCCGGCCAAUCAGACACCUGAGCUGCCCAGUGGAGGAUCUGGAGAUGUGUAAAGUGGUGGGGAUCAUCGAUAAGGUUCUGAUUGUCCAAAGCCUGAUUACAAAGGAGAAAUGUGUUGUUAAAAGCCUGCCCAAGUCGAGCUGGGAGAGCCGGGACCAGCCCACUAUCAUCCCCCAGGGCGUCCCCUAUAUGGUGAAGCUGCUGAGGUACUAUGUCAGUGAGGAUGCUGUGUACCUGCAUCUGGAGCAUGUUCAAGGUGGGAAGCUUUUCUCCAAACUGUCCAAGGUGAGGAACGACCGAGCCAAGGAGCACCCAGAAUGCUACAUUCCCAGCCAGCACAGGAUCAAACUGAAGAACAGCUACACCUCCCCUACCAUCAGCUCAGACUACCAGCAGAAUGACAGAGGGGACACAGGGGCAACCCCUCUCCUGGAGAGGGAGAACGAGGAGAGCCCAGACACAGACUCCCCUGCAUCUUGGCAUGAGGCUCAGCAUCGUCUGGAAGGCUGUAGGACCCACUCCUACUGCGAGGAGACAGGCUGCCUGCAGAACAACUCUAGGUCUACAGAGCUACAGUCCUCUUUAUCUGGGCCAAUGAGGACAGACAUCAGUCCCCAUAUCCAUCUAGCAUGCCACAGUCAGUGUUUGCACUCUGAAUCUCAGGACAAGCCUGCUCUUCCUAGUCAUCUGUGCAUCAAUCAGGUUCCUGAUGUCACCUCUGAGCCUUCUGGGAAGGCCACUGGAACAGAAAAAAUUGAAUCCAGUUUGGAUUUUGACGUGGUGUGGAAGGCUGCUGAUCUGACACAGAAUUGUGAGAGUGACUCCGAUAUAGCUGCAGGUAAACAUGUACUUCAAACAACUCAGACCUCUUCUGGUGGGACAGGGUCAACAGUGAACUUGAAGAAUCAUUCUAUCAGUUUGUAUUCACAGAAAAGUUAUGUUCCCCUCCAUAAUCAAAGCCAGGCUAGUGAGAUGGCAACUUUGACCUCCUAUGGCUCUCACCAAGGCAGUGUUUCAGGUGGAGACCUUGAGAACACUCUGGGUGUAGAGCUAUCCACACACCAGGAGAGAGGGCAGGAAGAACAGGUAAACCGUCACACUACUGAAAAGAGCAUUGUGAACUUAGUAAGCAGGGACACAGAGACUUCCCAGCCUGGCAAAGCUGUGUGUCCCUCUACAGUAGACGAGCUGAAGGUCAUGAGGACAUCCUCAGGGAUCUCUCACCCCCCUUCCCUGCCUCACUGUCUCAGUGCUGGGACACAGCAGGGGAACCAGGCAGGCAUCUCCCUGGCCCUCACAGGGGAAAAGUAUCAUGUGGGGCCUCCUUGCAGAGAGCCAGGGGAGGAGGUGGAGGAGGGCUGGGAGCUGAGCCCUUUGAGUAAGGACAUCCCCCAAGGGAAAGGAUCACUGUGUGACCCCAACACCACUGGCCCCACAGGGGCCUCCCCACAGUGUCGGAAGGAGGACAUGAAUGCUUUCCUGAAGUCAAAUGGAUCAGAUGGACAGGGUCAGGAUCAGAUCAUUGAGGUAGAAGGCUGGUGCCACCAGCCCAAGUUCCCAGCCAAGGCCUCCAGAGGGAGAGAUGGGGUCAGGCAGGGCUGUUGGGGGCUGCCUGAGGCAGAGGUGUGUCUGUUGGGAGCUCAGAUCCUCCUGGCCCUGGAGAGUCUUCACCAGCAAGGUGUCAUGUGCCGUGACCUCAACCCAAAGAACAUCCUGCUUACCAGCAUCGGAAAGGUCUGCCUGACAUUCUUUGGCCAGUGGAGUGAAGUUCAGUCAGAAACCAACUCUGAAGCUAUGGACCAGAUGUACUGUGCCCCAGAGAUUGGAGGUGUGUCCAAAAUAACAGAGGCUUGUGAUUGGUGGAGUCUGGGGGCAUUGCUAUUUGAACUUCUUACAGGAAUGCCCCUGUGGCAGUUCCACCCAGCCGGGGUACAUUCUCACACCCAGCUUCUGAUCCCAGACCAGCUGAGUACUGCAGCUGCCUCCCUGCUCACUGAGCUUCUGCAGUUUGACGCUGGUUAUCGUUUGGGCUCUGGAGGCGGUGGAGUGAGUGACAUCAAGUGUCACCCCUUCUUCAAGGGUGUCUCCUGGAAGGCACUGAGCAGUUAGGUCAACAGACUGUCUGCAGCCAAGUGAAGUUGGGCAGCCACUGCCCCCUUGUGGCUAAAAUAAUUGAAACCCCAGGAGCUACUUCCUGAGCAUCUUGUUCUUCCCAAAGAAUGAGAAUUAGAAGGGUAAUUCAGAGCAAUAUGCACACAGCCAACAUGUCAGCCCUGCAACAACCAAACUCCUGCCUGCAGUGUUCUCUUUGUAACAACCAUGUUUGAAUAAUAGAGGCUAGUGUAAACAUAGUAGGGCAAAAUGUACUCCUGGGUGACUUUUGGGGUAUUUCUGUUGUACAAAUGACAUGCAAUGCUACUGUUCACAUCCAUGCAUAGCAUCACCAAGUAUGGAAACGGAUGUUUUUCAUUGUCAAACACUUACUACACAAAUACUUUUUGGUCAGCCAAUGGCUGUGAUAAACAGCGUUGACAAUAAGGUUAGUAAAAUGAAGCAAUGCAUC
Molecule: messenger RNA, 3533 nt
Organism: Oncorhynchus tshawytscha (Chinook salmon)
Lineage: Eukaryota; Metazoa; Chordata; Actinopteri; Salmoniformes; Salmonidae
Product: ribosomal protein S6 kinase-like 1
Exons: 13
Coding region: 665-3079 (804 amino acids)
Biological process (GO): protein phosphorylation
Molecular function (GO): ATP binding; protein kinase activity
Source: RefSeq, a predicted model, not a curated record